GGUACCUGGCCCGCCGGGGAGCCAGGGGUGGGCUCUCUGGGGACCGCCGGCAGCCCCCCCAGAUCCGCACCGCCAGCCGCCGAGGAGCUCAGGGUUCCGGGCGUAGAGGCUGCGCUGUCACAUGGGCGGCGGCGACGGGGCCGCAUUUAAGCGGCCGGGGGACGGCGCCCGCCUCCACCGGGAGCCCGGCCCGCGCUCCUCCUCCCCAGUGCCUGAUUCAGCACCCUGUGCGCUGUCCACGCUCUGGGCCCUUGGAGAGGACGUGGUUUUUGAUGCUAAGGCCUGGGAUGGCAGCUUGGAGAUGGAGCUCCUGGAGCCGGCAGUCCACGCCUCUGGCACCCGGCAUCUUUCAAGCUGCAUCACCAUCAUCGUCACCGACAUCAUGGUUGUCAUCAUCAUUGUCAUUGCCAUGAUGUGCCUGGAGGAGCAGGCCAGCUACCCAGGGGCGCAGACGAGCGAGGCGGGGCUGGCGGACUCCGGAGAUCUCCCUGGACCGCUCCUGACGCUGGCCCAGAACUGCGCUGCCGUGCACAGCCUGCUGGGCCCUGCCUGCGUCUUCCUGCGCAAGGGCUUCGCCGAGAACAGGUGGCCUGACAGAUCGCUGCGGCCAGAGGAGAUCGAAGAGCUCCGGGAGGCCUUCAGAGAGUUUGACAAGGACAAGGAUGGCUACAUCAACUGCCGGGACCUGGGCAACUGCAUGCGCACCAUGGGCUACAUGCCCACCGAGAUGGAGCUCAUCGAGCUGUCCCAGCAGAUCAACAUGAACCUGGGUGGCCAUGUGGAUUUCGAUGACUUUGUGGAGUUAAUGGGUCCCAAACUCCUGGCCGAGACGGCAGACAUGAUUGGCGUAAAGGAACUGCGAGAUGCCUUCCGAGAGGUCAGUGCUGGACGGCGGUUUGAUACCAAUGGUGAUGGGGAGAUAAGCACCAGCGAGUUGCGAGAAGCCAUGAGGAAGCUCCUGGGCCACCAGGUGGGACACCGAGACAUAGAGGAGAUCAUCCGAGACGUGGACCUCAACGGGGAUGGGAGAGUGGACUUUGAAGGAGGCCGCGAGGGCCCCUCCAGGACUGCCAAGCCCCCGCAGGCGGGGAGAAGCGGAGCCCAGGCUCACCUCACCCUGCCGGAGACACCGAGCGCCCAGGAUGUACUGGCGGAUGGGGCCUGCCUGCACCCCUGGGAGGUGCCCACCCCGGACCCCCACCCCUCCGCACUGUGAAAGACUCACAACUCCUGCAACUGGAAAGGGGGGCGCCCGCCCAUGAGGACGCCACCGUGCCAAGCCGGCAGAGGCCAUGCCAGGCGCCAAGUGCCAUGGACCCAGCCGCUGCUGGCUGGGUGGGCCGGGGGCCGCCAGCAGACCCCACACAGCAUGUGUGCCCUGGGGCAAAGCAUCGCUCUCCUUAGCUCUCUGCCCGCCCCAGCUCGCCUCAGCCCUGUUAUCUCAGAACCAAUAAAAUAUUUCCA
Messenger RNA from Condylura cristata (star-nosed mole), 1464 nucleotides. RefSeq names its product calcium-binding protein 1-like. Gene Ontology annotation, molecular function: calcium ion binding. Lineage: Eukaryota; Metazoa; Chordata; Mammalia; Eulipotyphla; Talpidae. The record is from RefSeq and is a predicted model, not a curated record. Bases 122 to 1216 code for a protein of 364 amino acids. The transcript has 10 exons.